AUGGAAUAUUCUAACAACUUCAGAAACCACACGUAUGUGGUCUCUGAAGUUGCUCUGAAGUUGGCCGCAGAACCUCGUCGAUUCUCAACGGUUCAGGAAAGUUAUCUCAAGAAUCCCGGCACUGAACCCUUGAUAACUGCCACAUUCGGUGACCGUCUAACUGACACGGCCAACAGAAACCCAGGGAAGAUUGCGAUUAAGUCAAUAUAUGAAGAUGUAACACUCACAUAUGAAGAUUUGAUGAAAAAGGCUGACUCAUUUGGAUGCGGCCUGCAAGCUGUGGGCUAUGAGGCGGGUGAUAAGCUAGGAAUUUGGUCGCAUAACUGUUCCCAAUGGGUUAUAGCUGUCAUCGGUGCUGUAAAAGCAGGAAUUAUACCGGUUUUAAUAAACCCAAUGUACGAAAAAUCAGAAUUAAGUUACUGCAUCAAUAAAACCGAAUUGAAGGGAUUGUUCAUUGGAGAAACUAUUAGAAAUAAAAAUUACAAUAAGACGCUGUAUGACAUGUUGCCAGAACUGAAUUCGUGUAGUGCUAGGAGUUUUACGACGAGACAAUUUACAAAUUUAUCAUCAAUCAUAACUGCUGGAAAGGAAAAGAUGAAUGGUAUUUUUAAUAUGGACGACCUUAUAAAGGAAAAUAUAAAUAGAAAUCCAAUAAUAUAUGGAAGGACAGUUAAGCCAGAAGAUGUGUGUAUAGUCCAUUUUACAUCUGGAUCAACUGGAAGUCCGAAAGCAGUUCAAGACUCCCAUUUAGGUGUUGUAAAUACAACACAUUUUAGUGGAUUACGAAGCAAUUUCAACGAAGAUCAUCAAAUAAUAUGCGUUCAAACGCCAUUGUUCCACGCUCUGGGAUCAAUUAUAACACUGAUGAUGCCUCUUCAUCACGGGGCGACUGCAGUUAUAGCAUCACCUAUUUACAGCCCAUCAGCUAGUUUACAUGCAGUCUGUUCUGAAAACUGUACUGCCAUCACGGGAACGCCUACUAUGUACGUCGACAUGUUGUCAAUGAUGAAGAACAGGGACGAUUUAUCACUGAAACUUAACACAGCACUUGUAGCUGGGGCGCCGUGCAGUCCAGAACUAAUUAGACGAAUAAAUGACAGAUUUAAAGCCAAAGUUGUCAGAAACCUGUACGGCCUCACUGAAUGCACAGCAACUGUAUUUCAAUCAAAGCCUGAUGAUGAAGACGACUUAGUGAUGAAUACAGUCGGUUAUAUCACAGACCACGUGGAAGUUAAGGUUGUAGAUUCCUCUGGCAAUAUGGUACCAUUUGGGUGUCAAGGAGAAUUGGCAGUACGAGGUUAUAAUAAUAUGAUAAACUAUUUGAAUGAUCCAAUUAAAACCAAGGAAACGUUGAGAGAUGGGUGGCUUUAUACAGGCGACACAUUUACCCUUACACGAGAUGGUUAUGGUAAAUUAGUUGGUCGUAGCAAAGACGUGAUUAUACGAGGAGGUGAAAACAUAGCUCCCAGAGAGGUUGAAGAUUGCUUGAACACGCAUCCGAAUGUCAUUGAGAGUCAGGUUGUUGGGGUAACAGAUGAAAGACUUGGCGAAGAAAUAUGCGCUGUUGUGCGGCUACACGAUAACGCCAAGAUGACCCUUGAAGAUUUAAAGAAACAUUGUUUUGGAAAACUAGCAACAUUUAAAAUACCGAAAAUUCUUAAAAUCAUGGAAAAUUUUCCCAAAACAGCUUCUGGUAAAGUACAGAAACAUAGAAUCAAAGAAUUGAUAGAAUCUGGAAAGUUAUAA
This is a messenger RNA of Danaus chrysippus (African queen), 1746 nucleotides long. NCBI's taxonomy places the organism in Eukaryota, Metazoa, Arthropoda, Insecta, Lepidoptera, Nymphalidae. The record is from the annotation of a GenBank genome assembly.